Molecule: messenger RNA, 9611 nt
Organism: Hemiscyllium ocellatum (epaulette shark)
Lineage: Eukaryota; Metazoa; Chordata; Chondrichthyes; Orectolobiformes; Hemiscylliidae
Gene: appl1
Product: adaptor protein, phosphotyrosine interaction, PH domain and leucine zipper containing 1
Exons: 22
Coding region: 71-2197 (708 amino acids)
Biological process (GO): signaling
Cellular component (GO): endosome membrane; cytoplasm
Molecular function (GO): protein binding
Source: RefSeq, a predicted model, not a curated record
UCCAAGUCUAGAUGCUUCGUUGCCUCCGAGUUUGCAGCGAAAGGCGGAGAUUGAGACUGAGGCCGCAGAGAUGCCGGGGAUCGAAAAACUGCCCAUCGAGGAGACUCUGGAAGACAGUCCGCAGACACGCUCACUGCUGGGAGUGUUUGAAGAAGAUGCUGCUGCCAUCUCAAAUUAUACCAACCGACUUUACAAUGCCAUGAAGAGGAUUUACGAUGCACAGAAUGAAUUAAGCACGGCAACACAUUUGACCUCCAAGCUGCUCAAGGAAUAUGAGAAACAGCGUUUUCCCUUAGGUGGUGAUGAUGAGGUCAUGACCUCCACACUACAACAAUUUGCCCAAGUAAUAGAUGAACUCAGCUCCUGCCAUGCUGUACUUUCGACGCAGUUAGCUGAUGCCAUGAUGUUUCCCAUUACACAGUUUAAGGAGAAGGAUUUAAAAGAAAUGCUAACUCUAAAUGAAGUAUUUGCUAUAGCAAGUAAUGAUCUUGACAUGGCUAUUAACAAAUACAGUAGACUAUCCAAGCGGAAGGAAAAUGAUAAGAUAAAACUAGAGGCAACUGAAGAUCUGUACACAUCUAGAAAGAAGCAGCAUCAGACCAUGAUGCACUAUUUUUGUGCACUGAACACAUUACAGUACAAGAAAAAGACUGCACUGCUCGAACCUCUCCUGGGUUAUAUGCAAGCUCAGAUAAACUUCUUUAAGAUGGGUUCUGAACACAUGGCUCAACAGUUGGAAGAAUUUCUGACAAAUAUUGGUGCCAGUGUGCAGGGUGUCCGUAGGGAAAUGGAGACUGAAGUGGAAACAAUGCAUCAGACCAUUCAGGAUCUGGAAGUAGCCAGUGAUUCAUUGUAUCUACCUGAUCCAGAUACCAAAAUAUUCAAUAUCAACAGAAAUCUAACCAGAAAAACUGGUUACAUGAAUACAAGAAAUAAAACCAGAUUAGUAUCAUCUACCUGGGAAAGGCAUUACUACUUUACCCAGGGUGGAAACCUGAUGCGUCAAGCUCGAGGGGAUGUUGCAGGAGGUCUUGUCAUGGACUUGGACAACUGUACUGUUAUGGCUGUGGAUUGUGAGGAUCGAAGAUACUGCUUUCAAAUCACUUCCUUUGAUGGGAAAAAAGCUGUUCUUUUACAAGCAGAGAGUAAAAAAGAGUGUGAAGAGUGGAUUGCAACAAUCAAUAAUAUUUCCAAACGUAUCUAUCUCAGCGAAAACCCAGAAGAAUUGGCUGCUCGUGUAAACCAGUCUGCUUUGGAGGCUGUUACACCUUCCCCUUCAUUUCAACAGCGCCAUGAAAUCUCAAAGCCUACAGUCCACAGCAGACCUCACCCCUCUCGAGCAAACAGUUCCAGCUCUGUUGGAUCAGAAUCUGCUUCUCUUUCUGCAGCGUCAUUAGACUCAAUAGUUGCUCCAGACACCCCCAUUCAGUUUGACAUAAUUUCUUCUGUCAGUGAAGACUUAUCUAACCAAGCAAAGAUUUCAGGACCAGGAACCAGAACAAAUCCAUUUGGAGAAUGUGGGGAGCCAAAAACAGAGGAGCCUGAAGAAUCUAUACUUCAUCAGUUGUUUAUUGUGAGAUUUCUUGGAUCAAUGGAAGUAAAAGUAAAUGAAACCUCGGAUGUUAUUUGUGACACAAUGCGUCAAAUCCUUGCUGCCCGUGCUAUACAUAACAUCUUUCGGAUGACUGAGUCACAUUUACUAGUAACUGGUGACUAUUUGAAGUUGAUUGAUCCUCAGACUCAAGUCAUUCGCUUAAGGUUCCCUUUGCAAAAUGUGGUUCUUUGUGCAACUCACAAAGAGAACAAACGUCUCUUCGGGUUUGUGCUGCAUACCGGAGGAAGCAGAGUAGAAGGGCGACCGGUCUCCAUCUGCUAUGUGUUUGAAUCAAACAAUGAGGGAGAGAAGAUCUGUGAUUCUGUUGGACUGGGCAAACAGAUUGCUUUCCAUUCAGAAAUGGAUCGUCAAACCACAGAUAAACAGAGAGAAUUUGACCGAGAAAAGGAAAAGCAACUCAUGGAACUUAAUAAACAAAAACAAAUUGAAAAGGAUUUGGAGGAACAAAGUCGCCUAAUAGCUGCUUCUAUUCGGCCAAACCAGAUGAGUGGUGAGAGCCAGUUUGUUCCAUUGGAUAAUAGUACACAGGCUGAAAGCAGUGACACAGGAGAUGAUGGAAAGAAAAAGGAAUUGGAAACCUGAAAUGUUGACAGUAAAGAUGAAGAAAAUGUUGAUUAGGUUGCAUUUGUAUUCAGACCACAACAAGUGAAGAGCACUAAAUAAAGACCCAGAUUCAUGCAGUCAGUGGAAUAUGGCAGCCCUUGCCUCUGACCUCAAAUAAUUGUUGCCCACGAAGAUUUGUAAUAUGGAUUUCCUCCUCUCUUGACACUAGUUUGAAUCUGGUGCCAAGGCAUGAGGAUCUCCAUGCACCAACAACAGUGAUGUCAUCAAGUAGGGUAAGCUCAUCAAAUCACAUUCAAUUAUUCUCACAAAGGAAAUCUGGAAGUAAAAUGUACUAAUUAUUCUUUGCUUUAAAUACAUCUUACAGAGAGUGAAAUCAAUGAUUAGGGCAUGGGCAUUAGAAGCUAAAAUAUCACAAACCUGUUUUUUAAGCAUGUAUUACAAACUUGGAUUUUUAAAUCAGAAUGGAAAGAUUUGGCAUUCCAUAAACAUAGAAUUAAUUUUCUUGUAGAGAAUUCUUCAGCCAUAGUUAUGACUUUGUAUGCAUUUAAGAAUCUAGUUACAUCUCAUCAAGGUAUAACUUUUUUUUAAAAAACAGUGGUAUUUCAGAAUAAAAAGGAAGUUCUUCUCAGUGCAAUAAUUUCCAAUUGAAUGCAGCCUACCAGGACUUUGACAAUGCACCCAACGGAGGAGGGUAAAAUUGGACAGUAACUUCUGGAUUUUCCAGCUUAAUUGAGCAUGUUUGAAUUCUAGAAUUUGCUGUCAAUUUCAGAAGAGUAAUGAUGGCAAAUACUGACUGCUUUGCCAUCAUUUCUGUCAUAAAAUUCAGGCCAUGAUCACAGUGACAUAGUGAUAAAAAUCCUUGGCGAUCACUAAAAGAAUUAAUCUAAAAAUUAAUUCGUAAAAAAUUCUUCUGAGCAGCUCGACCUAAGUGUGAUGAAAUUUUCAAAGCCUUCCAAUCUGCAUUUGCCUAUCAUAAUCUAUGAUAAUGUAUAAUAAGGUGACAAAAUUGAAAUAAUCUCUGUUACAUCUGGUUCUGAACAGCUUGUUAACUCUUCUGCAUAUCUUUGCAUUUUUACUUGAAAGUAAGGUCUAUGGAUUCUAUAUUUUAUACAUUUUAUCCUUAUACUGUGUAUAAAUGUGUGUAGCAAGAGCUAACAUAUCUUUAUUAAUUGGUAAAAACACUCAUUUAUCUUUCAUAAUAUCAUAACUUAGCAACUUACAGUUACUGCUUUUGAUAAACAAAUUGAAUGGACAAUUUGUUUCCCUUUACCAGCACGUGCUUUAAGAGUUGAGUAUUACAUUGUGCUCUACUUCCGUGAAUCAUAUUUUAAAAUGUAUACAGUUGCCUUUUAUGUUAUUAAAUGUUAAUGAAACCUAUCUAUCUCAUUUACAGUACAGUGAAAUACUGUAUUCAGAGCAUAGUUAUUAGCUUCAUGCUGUGUUGCACCACUUGAUAUUGAACUGGCUUAUGGUAACAGUGUAAACUGUAGAUUGCUGCUGAAUUUAUUGAAAUGGAUUUACAUAAAGUUAUAACUAGUACAACUAUUAAUUGAAAAAAAAAAUUCAGCUUUGUGAAGUCAAAGUUGAAAGCAGUUUGUUCUGAGGCCUUUAAAUGAUUUUUGCUCAAACUGAAUUAACACACCUCUAAGGUACUAAGUUGAUUGAACUAUUUAAUCCAGAUUCACAGUUUGACAACCACUUUGUGUUUAGUGAAGGCAAUUUCUGGGUAAUUAGGCAAUACCAUAUGUUUUUUAUAUAUACUUUUAGAAAAAAUUAUGGGGGUAGUUAAUUUUAGGAAUAUUGACAAUUACUGUGUUUCUGUGGCUAUUGCACAUUAUUCUUAUUACCUUUGUGGAUGUAUUUCACAAUUGAAAUAAGUCAGUAUGAGAAUUUUUAAGUACGUUGGUUAAAUUGUAGAGUAAAACGUCCUCUCUAUUCCCAAAAUGUUGUUGUACAAUUCUGUGAAGUGCCCAUCACUGCUUCAGAUAAACACAUUGUACAGACUUUUAAAGCACAUUGUUAUACAUUAAUAUGAACUUUUAUUGAUUCUUGCAUUAUGUAAUAUAUCUAUUCAUAAAGUAAUGUGGUUAUAUUUGAGGUUGUUUGCAACAUUUGCAUGUACCAAAUGCGUGUCCCGUACUGUAUUAAGGUCUGAAUGUUUCAUUUCCUCAUUUCCAAUUGAAUUAUAUAUAAAUGUAAAAUAACUGUCUUCUCAUUGAAUGACAUACUAAUUGUGAUUUUCCAAUUUUUAUUCUUCAUUUCUUUAAAUGUGGAGAAUUAGUUUAAGGGUUGUUGUAGAUUAUACUUAUUUUAUCAAUUUGCGCCAAAGAAGCAGAAUUACUUAAUUUACACUAUAUAGGUAUAGGCUGGCUAUUCAUCUUGAAGGGGACAACCUGCACUGUAAGCACAGACUACAUGCACUUUGAGCAUUUUAACACUUGGAAACUAAAAUUACCUAGAAACUUCAAAAUUACCCAGUAAAAUAAUCUGUAAAACCAGAAAUUGUCAAAAUAACCUAUUUCCAAAUUUGUCCGUAAAUGCAUCUGCUUUGGUUUGGCAAAUUAAAGUCACCUAAUUAGGAGGCUGUGUCCUUACAGGCUACAAAUUCUGAACUUAAAUAUUAGGCUAAACAGUGUGAAAGAAAUUAAAUGCAUUAUAACCAACCCUAUGGAUUAUUCUAAACUUUUUGUUCUAGUGCAUGUGACAGUAAAGCUAAUGCAAUUCAAUAGUGUAUUAGGUCGGUUCUGAUGCAACGCAAUAGUUCCAUUCUUGUGCGAUCUUGAGUUAUAAGAAAAUUGUACAAUAGCCGCACUUUAUAAACUAAUGGUGCCAGAAUCAUACUAUAGCCAAACCAGGUAAGGAAAAUUUGCGUUCUACAAAUAGCAAUCUAAAUUCUUUGAUCUCAUUGAAUUUGCAUUGAAGAAACAUGCAUUAUAACAAAGUAUAAGUGUAUUAGUGAAUAGUCCAGGAAGGAGUAUCACAAGUUCGAAACUUCCAACAAUGUGUAUUUAUUUACACAGUAGUGUUUUCUAAAGGUCCAUAUUUUGGACUACUAAUUUUUCACAUAACAUUUAAUAGCAUACCUGAGUGGAAUUUUGUGUGAUUUCUUCUUCAGAGUAGCUGCCAUUUAUUCUUGGGGAUUUGGAAAAUGACUUUGUAAACCAUUCUUUUUCCUCCAGUAACAUACUAAUUUUAUCCAAUAAGUAGCUGAGUCCAACAGACUAAAAGGUUCAGCUGUUUAUUGAUUUAUGCUGACUUAGCUGAUCUCACCGAGCCAACAGCAUAAUUAUUUGCAAGUGGUGUCAUAUUUAAGCUAGAAAAGAGGAAGUUAGUAUUUCUGCUUUGAUUUCUGAUCAGCAAGCCUUGCAGGAAAGUAUGUUUGGAUACCUGGUGAUGGCAGGUUUUGCGUGUCUAGUUUGUUCACACUUAACAAUAGUAAAGUACCAAUCAUAUUUGAGCCCUGAAGACACAUGAGAACCUGUGAAAUCUUGAAGCCUAUUUGUUGUUUUAUUUUCAUUUCUUUUUUAUUUGCAGACUAAAGUCCUGUUCAAUCUAUUCAGUGUCACACAUAAAACCCAGAACUCUAGUUACCCUUUAUGACCUUUACUACUAGUGCAUCCUGUGUUUAAAAUAUCUACAUAGCUAUAGUACUAAAUGUCUUUUUCUACUCUGCUACCAGUUUUUCUGUUAGAAUAUGCUUCCACUAACCGCUAUUCCCAGAGUGUACCCUUUCCAAUUUCUCAGCAUCCAGUUAUCCCUGCCAUCCAUUUGCUUUCUUCACUAAUGUGUGUGUCAUCCUACAGUCUCUCGCAUGCAUCCUUGCAAUGUCAACAAAUGUUUGAUAUUACUACAUUUGAGCCUAUGUUGAAAUUAUUUAUUGAAAUAGCAAAUAAAAAGAUGUUGAACAAUACCUGAGGUAAAUUCAUAUUCUUCCAAAAUUGAAAGAAACUACCAAUCUUUGUCUUUGCUUUUUCUCCUCCAGCAAUUACUCUGUUUAUAUGGCUACCUUUCUUAUUACCACAUAUAUUAAUUUUCCUGAGUCUUUUCUAUAGUAAUAGAUGUUUUCUACAGAUUCAUGCAACAAUUCUAUAUCAGCAAAAACUAGACAUUUUAUGCAUAGAAGUAAUCUUUUGGAGAGAGAAAUACAGAUUCACACAGCAUCUCAUUUCUUUUUGGAUAAUGUUGUGGAACACAUUGUGUUCACCCAGCUAACUGUACAGGUUGAUGGAGCCUCUUUAAAAUUUUAUUGAGAAACACCGCUGACAAUCAUAGAAUCUUACUAUACAGGAGGCCACCAUUCAUCCGGUUGUGCCUCUGCAAUUUACGAUCAAUGGCAGUCUACAGGAUGUUAAUGUGGUGGCACAUCAAUGGUAAUGUAGUUGACGGGAGACUUUGUUGAGCUUAGUCAAUACAAGACACUGUAUGACAGGAAUGUUACUUGUGUUAGGUUUCUCAUAGAGACUGAUAAUUGGAAGUUUCAAUUUUAAAAACAAAACUUAGCUGAAAGAUCAUUGACAAGAUUUCAUGUUUUAAACUUUUAACAAAUGACUGAAAUAACGUAUGGCUAAACACUAUUUUCUUUUUGUUGACAACUUGUAAUUUAAUGAAAGAAAAUGGCAUUCAUUCAUUAUAUUAAGUUUGUAAAUGAUCCCAAAAUGGCUUUCUUUAUCGUUUUUAUGUGAAACUUAUUACCCUUGUAUCUAGGUAGCAAAUGUGAAUUCAACUGUCUUUCUUCUUACAAGUAAUGAAUCAUUGGCAGUAUAGAUGUUGGAGUUGCACUCAUCCAGGCAAGUGGGGAGUAUUCUUAAGCCUUGUAGAUGGUGGACAGACUUUGAGGAGUCAGGAGAUAAUUUACUCACUAUAGUAUUCCAAGCCCCUGAACUAUUCUUUUAGCCACAAUAUUUCUAUGGCUAGUCCAGUUCAGUUUCUGGUUGAUGGUAGUCCCCAGAAUGUGGAUUCUGCUUGCUGCCAGAAGCACUGAAUUUUCAUCCCUAAAUCUCCUCACCCCUCUAACUCUUAAUGCACUCCUAUAGCUCUUUAUAAAUAAGGAGCUGCCGAUAACAAGUGAGGUGAAUUUUAUUUUAUAAGAUUAGGAAGGGAUUUUAUAGGAACAUAAAAUUAUGAAAAAGAUGGAAAAGAUAGAGACAGGCAGGUUGUUUCCACUGGUGGGUGAGACUAGGACUAGGGGAUGUGGCCUUAAGAUUAGGGCGAGUAGAUUUAGGUCAGAUGAGCAGGAACUGCUUUUCCCAAAGAGUAGUGAAUCUAUGGAAUUCUCUGCUCAAGGAAGCAGUAGAGGCAGCUUCAUUAAAUAUAUUCAUGACACAGUUGGAUGGGUUUUUGCAUGGUAGGAGAAUUAAGGGAUAUGGGGAUUAGGAGGAGCUGAGACGAUGGAUAGAUCAGCCAUGAUAUAAUGAAUGGUGAAACAGGCUCGAUGGGCCAAAUGGCCUACUCCUGCUUCUAUUACUAUGAGACUGUGUUUUUGGACCUUUCUGGCUGAAAAGGCAGACGAAGCAGAGACUGAAUUAUCUUGAAGACCAGGUGGAUAGAUUAUUGGUAAGCAGAGUAGGAGUGGGAAUGUGGAGUUGAGGUUUCAAUCUGAUCAGCCAUGAUCUUAUUUAAUGGUGGAGCCAGUUUCAGGGUUCUGUUUGCUGUCUGUUGAACAUCUUUUUGACCACGGUUUUGGUCCUUGCCCUUAUUAUACCAUCUUCAAUGGCUCAGUAUCAAAUUUGAACUAAAACAUUUCAGUGAAGUGCAGAGGGACAUUUUUCAAUAUCAAUGGCAUGAUAAAAAUGCAGUUUUUUAUUUGGAUUUAACUUGGCAAAUUUCUCAAUCUGCACUGGUGAAAAUAAAGGUUCAAAGACAGGUUUAUAUAACCAUGUUUAAAGAACUGUCAAUAGAAAGUUUGUCAUAUAAAUGUAAAAAUAGACCGUAUGAUCAUAUGUACACCACAUUUGUAACAUUUAUUAACCUUUAUAAACUCUGCCUUUACCUAUAUUUUUUUCAUAUUUCACAUAUCAACUCCUUACCUGCAACCUCUCCAUAGAAGAUGAGAAUGAUGUCAUGAUGUGAAAUUUUCAAUAUGUUUCCAAAAGUUAAAGACCACUUUCCAAAGCUGCAGCCCCACCUUGAGCCUUGUUAAGGAUAGUUCUUCAGUUUCCCACCCAACCCCUGCCAAAUGAAAUGAAGAUUUUUGGGGAGAGAAGACAGUGGGCAUGUAGCAUUCGUUGUGAAAAUGUUUUAAAUGUUCAGGUUUUGUCAUUUACAAUGUUAUUUUCCCCAUUAUCCCUGUGAUCUGUGAAGUUCAUGUCAUAGUAGAACAGGUUUGGUCAGAUUAAAAACUCAAGACAGGAACUAAUCCAGGGAAUUUCAUAUUGAACUUUAAAAUUCAUCUUACCCCAAAACUAGCACUGAUAUUAAGUUAAAUAGAAUUGCAAGGCAUUUUGAGAAACAUUUUUGCUGUUGACUAAUACAAAAUAGCUUUGAGCUGACCUGUUAAAAAAUCAAUGCAUUUAGUUAACAUCUAAGACUGUUUUCAUACUAUAACUCUAGAAUGGCCAAUAGCAGAAAAAAAACUAUCAGAAUAAAGAAAGUUUGAAUCAAGUGACAUGCCAAGGCAGCAAUUAUCUACAUCUAUUUCAUACUCCGUUAGAGCAUUGGCACCCUAUUUAUACUCCAAAUCUAAACGCCAUCCAGCUCGUGUUAGUGCAAAGCCCAAAUGAAUCUGCAAAGUUUGUAGUAUUAAUGAUAAGUGAAGCUGUUUUUAUUCUUUCACCCAACUCUUAAGAGAAUGAGCCAACUCUGCAGGUUUUGCAAAAAGAAGAUAAUUAAUAGCUAAUUGAUUACAUCUUUAAAAAUCUCUUUCAACCUGUGUUUGAUUUUCUUUGUGCACUGAAAUUUCCAAUAUUUAAGCUUCCUCCCCCCACUUGUUAGGUGCUUUUGAAUUAUAUCAAUAUAUCCAAUGCUUAAAUAUUAAUUUGUAUUACAUUGGAGGUACAGCACAAAAACAUUAAAUACAAACUGAAUGUUUAUUAAGCUUAAAUUAUCGUCAAAGGUUUGAAAUUAGUUUGCAAACUACAGUUUUUAAAAUAUCCAUACAGGGUAGGUUAACAUUGAGUAAUAGUUGGCUUACUACAGUUAGAAUAUUGUGAAUAAAUUAAGUAACCUACAACAAGGUUCAUGAUCAGUAAAAGGGGACAUGAUAAAUUGUUCACUUCUUGAUUAACUGAAAUACAUAUUUCAUCCGUUUUCUGCUCUGUGGCAUUUUUAAUAAAUUGAAGAUGCAACUUACUACAACUUACUCUUAGGUUAAAGAAGUUGACCAUUGAUAUCACAAAGGUACUGUGUCUAAAGAUAUUUGGUGCAUUAUUUACGAUUUUUUUAUUACUAAAGAUAUGUGUAAUCUAUUUGUUUAAAUUUAUUCAAACUGUUUUAA